Messenger RNA from Salpingoeca rosetta, 1322 nucleotides. Its product is annotated as N-formylglutamate amidohydrolase. The coding region runs from base 236 to 1192 and encodes 318 amino acids. Lineage: Eukaryota; Choanoflagellata; Craspedida; Salpingoecidae. The transcript has 5 exons. The record is from RefSeq and is a predicted model, not a curated record.
CGUUAUUUGAUAAUAUCCACCAAUAAUCUGCAGCAAACGCAACGAUGCACCGAAGCAACACGAUGGUUAUGGCGAACGCUGAUGAUGAUGCAACGCUGCCACCAACCAAUCACUUGCGAAGCAAGAACUGACUGACACAAGCAAGGAAGGAAGGAAGCUGCCACGCAAGACGAGAAGCAAGCAGAAGCACAGCCCAAACCUGAGGCACCAACCAAGCUGUCGUGAGCGCGCAGACAUGAGUGCCAUGUUCUCCGAGCCAUACGAGGUCAUCAACCCAGCGGGCACGGCCCGCGGCGUUCUUGUUUGCGAUCAUGCAUCCAACACCAUCCCUGCAAAGCUGGAUGGGCUUGGCUUGGAGAAGAAGCACCUCUCGGAUCACAUUGCCUGGGACAUUGGCGCCGGCUGGGUGACGCGGCAGCUGUCUGAGCGGCUGAACAUGCGCGGGGUCGUGUGCGGUUACAGCCGGCUGCUGAUCGACUGCAACAGACAGCUCGACGACCCAUCCUCCAUCCCUCCCGUCUCCGAUGGCGUGCCUGUGCCGGGCAACCAGCACCUCACGCAGCAGCAGCGCGAUGACCGCGUGAGCGGCAUCUUCAAGCCGUACCACAACGCCAUAUCCGCCACCAUCAACCAGUGGUUCAAGGACCAGGGACAAGAUGGUGUUGAUAGCGGUGGUGAUGCUGUGGUGAUCGCGCCAACAUCGCCAAAACCCGUCAUCUUCUCCAUUCACUCCAUGACGCCAAAGCUCAAGGUUGUUGGGGAGCAUCGGCCGUGGGAGGUGAGCGUGCUGUGGCACUCUGAUCGCAGCGUCGCGGACGCCCUGCUGGAAUACCUGUGCAAGCGCGAAGAUGAGCACGGAUAUUGCGUGGGAAACAACGAGCCGUACUCCGGCAAGCUCAUCCCCGGAUACACCACGCCGACGCACGGGCUGGCGCGCGGCCUGCCGCACGUGAUUAUCGAGAUUCGCAACGACAAGCUGCAGGAUGAGGAGUCUGCGGCGUACAUUGUGGACCUGCUUGCCGGCGCAUUUGAGCACGCCAUGGACGUGUGCUGCUGCUCUGGCCCCAAGUUUGAUGCAGAUGGUGGCGCUGAUGUUGGUGGUGAUGGCAAGGACACGAAAGUGGCGGGAGAAGCAGGCACAGGCGCGGACAAGAAGCCCCUCUCCGCGUGCAGCCAGCAAGUGUGCGAUUGACUCGACUGCGCUCGUGAUUGCUUGGUUGAUGCAGCUGCUGUUUGUGACGCUUCUUCGUUGUUGCGUUAGAGCGUCGUUGAUGCAUUAGAGCUUCGUUGUUGCGUUGCAGUUCAAUACCACAGCCAGGCAG